Messenger RNA from Procambarus clarkii (red swamp crayfish), 3019 nucleotides. RefSeq lists its product as uncharacterized. The record is from RefSeq and is a predicted model, not a curated record. Lineage: Eukaryota; Metazoa; Arthropoda; Malacostraca; Decapoda; Cambaridae.
UUACCAUCAAGGAGGAACUACCCAGUUCAGCUGUGGAUUUGGAUGAGAGUGAAGGCGUUUGUGUCGUCACCGAGACUAGGCUAGGGACGCUGUCCUCCAUCCAAGACAAAAUGAUCUCUAGAGGCCGGUUGAUGUUGUUCCUAUGCAUAUAUAUUACAGCAGGGCAGGCGGCCCACCUACCUAUCAACGUGACCUUGAACACCGCCACCAGCCGCCCCAGUACUGACGACGACGACGUCCAGACUAACCCAGACCAAAGUGACAUGGGUCUAACGGAGAACAGCCCACUAGGAGUCCUCAAGGAGUUGGUGAGAGAAUCUUCACAAAGCAGAAAAGGGUUCUCCAGCGCAGAACCAGAUACACAGGUUGAAAAAACUAAAAAAAUUGAUCCUGGUGUUACUUGGACAAGUAACUUCCAGGAAGAAUCUAUCAAUGGUUCUGGUUUAGUGUUGAAUCUUGCUGGAAGAGGGCCAGCUGUACCCAUAGAGACGUUUGAUCCACUACAAGCGUCAACUUCUGAUGCCAAGAAGACAGUCUUCGUGGCGUCAUCCAGCCAGAAUAAACGCCGUAACAAAGGAGGAAGUGAAGAGUUCCUUGUGACCUACGGGAGCCUCCUUGAGGACAAGACCACGCCUCCCCCGCCCCGCCCUCGCCUCGUCCAGAACUUGCAGUUCCGGUCAUCUGGGGGAGCGCAGCAGACGGUGCCGUCGCCGCCUGAGGGUGGACGGGUCGCCAAACAAGAGCUUGCUUUACUCUUUGCCAACAGCGGCCGAGGCACCACUACCAUGGCUCCAGGUUGCUCCAUACUAAACUUCAGCAUAAAGUCGCGAUGUUCAGCCAAUGUGUUGGAGCUGACGGCCAGUUCUCGCGUUCCUGUGCUGGGGAAGGUGUCGCUGGUGGACGGAGAGGGCCAGGUCCUCAUGGACGGUGCCUACAUGGUGAUGUACGCAGUGAUGGUGCAGCCUCUGGCCGCGUCGGGCAGUGGGUGGAGGCUGGGGAGCGGGCUCCUCAAGGCAGACGUCAACAAGGAGUGUACCGUCUGCGACAACCUCGCCAUCGGCAUCCUGCUUCAGGUUGGAGAGUCGACGUGCAUGUUGGGAAUAACUUGUCAGCAGAAGGGAGGAAGGAUAGUUAGUUUCACGCAGGCUAAAGACAGAUCCGGUGGGAGCUCCAAUGUCGUGUCUACUCCGGCACCAACCCCAGCUCCCGCCACCACCUUCAGUCACGUGUCUGGCCAAGAUCCCGUCAACACUGCCAAGACCACCAUCUCUCUCCUCCAUGGAUUGGACUUGAAUGGUCCAGUUGUAACUGAAGUGGUCAAUCUGGGAACAAAGAUGUCCCUUGUGAUCAGCGUCUACUGUAAGGACAUCACCCUCGACCUCCAUAUGGUAAAGUGCCAAGCGAAGGGCGACGAUGGCCUCAGCAUCUCGCUCGUCAAGGACGGGUGUAGUGUAUCGCAGGUGAUGGGAGAGUUCAGAGAGGUGCUGGGGGUGGUGCAUGAAAGUUCGUUUGGCGUCACACCGGUGAGACGCGUCACCCAGUACGCUCAGAUAGAGGCCUUCAACACUCGCACCUCCACCCAGAACUUCACAAUAGUCUGCACCAUAAAGAUGUGCAGUGAAGAGUGCCCAGAGCAGCCAGCGUGCGUGCACUCUGAUGUCAACAUUGGCAGGAGCAAGAGACCAAUCAUCUCCCACUUCUCUCAGGUGGUCACCCUCGGCAAGACCUUCGUCGUAGCUGGUCUGUCGUCCAGUCCGUCCUCGGAAGAGGCGUCGAACAUCUUGAAAAGCAAGGCAGCUUCAGGAGCAACCUCUGAUACAAUCAGCGCUGUGGGUGCCAAGUGCAUGUCCUUCAACCAUGUUUACAUCCUGGUGGGAAUCUUGAGUGGUCUGUACUUGGCCAUCCUGGGACUGGCGCUGUAUUGUGUCCACCGUUCCACUACCAGGACGGUUGUGAGGAGCUGCAUGGAGGAUUACGAGUCUCCAAAGCGAGCCUUCUACCCGGAGUACAGCUCUCCUCGGAAACGCUCGCCUAAAGCCUCGCCUGAAUAUUCAACGUUUACCAUGAAUGCUGACGAGUGUGGGAGCCCAAGGAAUUACAGAAAGUGAUCUCGGGAAAUCUUUAAACGUAAUUAUACUGAAGAUUAGUGGUCGAUCCUAUAAAAUUCAUAGUUCUGCUUUUCGGUAAUUUUAAUUUAAUAAGUUUGUUUUAUCGUGUUUUAUAUACUGUAAUACUGGAUUUCCAAUAUCUCUAUUUUUAACUGGUCAGAUUAUCAAUUGGGUUAGUCUUAAAUUUCCCGCCAAAUUACUUCCCACUCAUUUCCCCAGAGUUCUAGAUUAGUCAAAAUUCAAAAUAAUAAAGUACCAUUAAGUUAAUAGUGCACUAUAUCCGAUAAACAAUACAUGCUUAUAUAUGCAUUUUUACUAUUUAAUAUGGAAUAAUUUCCUCAAAGCUGACAUGUUUAAUUCGGCAUCAAUUAGUAUUGGUUACUUGGACACUAACCUAAAUCUGUUAAAUCUUAAUGAUGAAUUUGCAAUGAGCAGAUAUGACUAAUUUAGUUCAAGAACUUGAUUACCUGGUGCAGUUGGUUCGAACCUCGGGAUGAAGCCUUCAUCCUCAACACUACCAGUAGUCAAUUAAGGGAAGCCUACUGUGGUAGUGGCCCCGUCAAGCAAGUUCCCGCUCGUUGAGUCAGUUGGCGGCCCGCGGGAGGUCUCGGCCACGCGGGAAGACAUUGCCAUCUUUGUUAGAUGUAAAAAGUGUUAAAUGGUUAAAAUGUAGGUGGACUUGUUAGUGUUUUUGUUUGUCAUCGUUAAUGUUUUACUUGGCUUGUAAAUCCUACUUGUAAUUUUUCAUUUUAUACAAAUUUUUAAAUGUUGUGAAUUCAGAACUAAUUAUGGUGUUACGGGACCCCACAAAAUUAGGUCAAAUUUGUGCCUAUAUUAUAUAAUAUUUAAUAUGUACAUAUGUUAAUUUAAAGUUUAACCAAAUAUUGUUUUAAUUAAAUUCCUAAAUUUCA